CACAAAACCCUUUCAGCUUGGCUAAGCUUCAGCAAGGGGAGGAUCAGUGUUACAAAAUGGGCCAGGCAGGAGGCAGCUUGUGGUUCAGGUGAACACUCCUCUGAUUUUAUUUAACACGACUCCAGCAAUCUGUGUCAGCAAUAAGCUUGUAAUUGUUUACACCCAAGGAGCUCCUGCAUUUACCAGGAGAGAAAUAGAGAAGACGGUAUGAGGGGAAUAUGAGAAGGCAUCCAUGUUGAAAUAAACACAAGACAUUGGCUCAAUGACUUAUGUUGGACAAAGGGUUCCUUUGCAAGGAAACGGCAGUAGAGAAAUACUGGCAUUGUCACCGGCAAGACUGUGACUCACAGCCCAAGGCAUUACUUUAAUUUACAAUAGAUGCCGUGAUGAGCAAAUGAAAGGAGGACAAAAACAGGAUGAGGAGAAGUGAGGAACGAAAAGAGCCAGUUGCUCCUCUAAAGAGCUGCCGUCUACAGCAGGCCAUUGAGUAAAAUGAAGUCGACAAGCUUUAUCAGAUGAGAAGCCCUCAGAGACCAAGUUAAAGGCAUCCAACCCUCUGCGGGAAACUGAGUAAAACGUUUCACCAGCACCGAAAACACAGACGCUCCGCUAGAUUGAGGGAGAUACACAAACAGCGACUGACGUGCUCUCUCCCGAGCUGAAUGAAGGCGGUGCAAUGGAGGAAUAAGUGAGGGACGGUGAAAAGAGAGCAACGAAAGAAUGAAGACAACUGGAAAGCGAACACUUCUUGUCAUCAGCUGUUGUUGUUUCAAUUAAUACACUCCAAACGGACAGCAUGAUCAUCAGGAGCCUGCAAAUAUUGGUGUUCCUCUGUUUUUUAAGAGGAGCCUAUGUCACGAAGAUCAUUCGGAGAAGGGGAGUGAGCUCGACUCACGUUCAGCACACAGCAAAUGGAGCCACUGACCAAUGGGAUACAAGUUUGGAGAGGAACGUAAACGCAAUGGCAAGACUCAAAGAACUGAUCAGUCCUGAAGAAGCUGAAGAGCAGAUCCCAGCUCACCAGAGCCACGGAGCUUCUCCGGUAUUCACCAAGGAAAGCUUUGUUGGGUUUAAUUCCAAACAACCUGCACAAAUAAACGAAGACACGGAUCAAUUGGAUAUAAAAGUAUUACAACCACCUAUUGAAGACAUUUUAGAGUUAAAAAGGAGCAGGAAUUACACAAAGAAAGGUGGAAGGCUUGACAAAUGGAUCCCGGUGCACCACAGGACAACCUCCGGCUUGCAUUUCAACAGAACCAGAAUCAAAAUCCCUUCAAGAUCCAGAUUGACUUCAAAUGUUGCCAUUCACACUACAGUGGGGACAAAGGUAGUCACUCCAGAUUCGCCUCGAAAACUGAAUCUUACUGGAAGCCUGUUAAAAGUAAUAUCCAAAGAAAACCUUGUGCGGAUUGUAAAUUCCCAGCUACAGAGUGUGCCAGGCUUGAAUAUCCCAGGUAAAAUGGGUCACAGUAGAAAAAGAGAUUUGAUCAAUAUGGAUCACAGCCAGAUGGAUGCGCUGAAAAUAAAAAAGCAAAACCGCUCAGGCAAUCCUGAACUUUCUAAGCCAGACAACCAGACUGCAGAGCUACAGUCAAGCUCUUUUACUAAUGCCAGUCUAAAUCCAGAACAGACCGUUCACACGCUCUUUAAACAAUUCGGAGGGUUCAGUAUGGAUCUAAAUGAGGAGGACAGAAAAGCAGAGGUGAAAAGUGCAGCAGGCACCGCAUCCUGGAAGUACAAACACUUCACGACUCAUGUAGCUUCAACUCCUCAAAGCGAGAUCAUGACCAGCACCGAGACCAAUCCGCUGGCUGGUCAAAGUGAUACGGGCAUAUCACACACUCCGUCUCAGCUUGACUCUGGACAUCGACCUGACGCUUUCAGCUCACUGACUGAAAGGAAUCCUGACGUUAAAGGGGAAGCUGAUCAGAGUGUUCAUAUGGCAGUCGCUGUCACUCAGAAUCCACUGAUUAAAAUUUCAGAGCCCAUUGACAGCAGUCACAUCCUAAAACUCCCACCCGAUCCGGAAUGGGGAAGGAAGGAGUUGGAGGAGAGCAGAGAGAUGUCUGUUGACUCUCGCUCCAGUAGAGGUGGUAGAGGCCUUGUUUUUCAGGAAAUGGAGGAGGAUGAAGAUGAAGAUGAGGCAUGGAGUCAACCGAAAGGGGAAAUCUCUCGAUCUAGAAGUCGACGGAGUUGGAUCUGGAACCAGUUCUUUGUCAUUGAGGAGUAUGCAGGUCCUGAACCAGUCCUCAUCGGAAGACUUCACACUGACAUGGACAGAGGUGAUGGACGCACUAAGUACGUGCUGCGGGGCGAGGGGGCGGGGUCAGUGUUCGUGAUUGACGAGAAGACUGGCAACAUCCACGUAACCAAGCCCUUGGACCGGGAGGAGAAGGACGAAUACCGGCUGAUUGCCACAGCAACAGACAGUCAGACAGAGCGAGCCCUGGAGCCCUCCUCCCAGUUCAUCAUUAGAGUGCAAGAUAUCAACGACAACCCACCUGUCUUCGAGGAAGGACCCUACAGCGCCACAGUCCCCGAGAUGGCCAAUAUAGGGACGUCCAUCAUCCAGGUGACGGCAUCAGAUGCAGACGAUCCCACGUAUGGGAACAGCGCACGGCUGGUGUAUACGUUGGUUCAGGGACAGCCACACUUCUCUGUGGAUCCUCAGACAGGCAUCCUGCGCACUGCCGUUCCAGAUCUGGAUAGGGAAGCGCAGGAUCAGUAUCUGGUGGUUCUGCAAGCUAAAGACAUGGGUGGCCAUCUUGGAGGCCUGUCAGGAACGACUACGGUUACUGUACGAUUGACGGACGUCAACGACAACCCUCCGCGCUUUGUGCAGAGUUCCUGGCUGUUCUCUGUGUCUGAGUUGGCUGUGCCAGGGGCGGAGGUGGGUCGGAUCUCAGCAACAGAUGCUGACUUGGGUGAGAACGCCAAACUGGAGUACACCAUCCUAGAUGGAGAGUCAGGAGACACCUUUAACAUCUCUGGAGCCAACCAGGAGGCCGUGAUUAUUCUGAACAAGGCAGUGGACUAUGAGAGCCGCAGCUCUUACUCUUUCUCAGUGGAGGUGCUGAACCCCAUUGUGGACCCUCGAUUUCUGCGACGUGGGCCCUUUAAAGACAGGGCCUCCAUUAGAGUAGCUGUGCUGGAUGCAGACGAGCCUCCUCGCUUCUCACGCGCUCGAUACCGUAUGGACGUGUCUGAAAACUGUCCACCGGCCUGCACAGUUGGCCGCAUCAGUGCUGUGGAUCCAGACACGGGGCUUACAAACAAUAUCAGGUUCUCCAUCGAUCCUCAGUCUGACCCAGAAGCUCUGUUUCGCAUCACUCCAGACACAGGACUCAUCACUACAGUCACCGAGCUGGACCGUGAGCAUGAGCAGUGGCACAAUAUCACCAUCAUCGCCACACAGAGAGAUAACCCCAGCCAGGUGUCCAGAGUGGUGGUUGCAGUAGAAACCCUGGAUUUAAAUGACAACGCUCCAGAGCUGGACAGGCAAUACAACACUGCAAUGUGCGACUCUGCUUCCACCGGACAGGUGGUGCAGGUGUUGCGGGCGAUUGAUAGAGACGAGGGGGGAAAUGACAGCGCCGUCCAUUUCAACAUCCCUCCGGACUCCAACGCUGCCCUCAACUUCAGCAUCAGGGAGAGUGGAGGCCCCACUGCUAGCUUGGUGCUGGCAUCACCUUUGCAGACUCUGUCUCGCUCUACUUCAUCCUCGAUCACCCUUUAUGUCCCGCUGGUAUUAAGGGACGGGCUUUCUGGUUUGACCAGCACGGGGACAGUGACGGUGUCUGUGUGUCCCUGUCUGAGGGGCGGAGCACGGGCUGGAGAGAAGGAGAAGCAGAGUGAGGCAGAGUGGGACCGGGAGACGGUUUGUUUGCCCCAGCACUCCUCCUUACCCUCUCCUGGACUCAGCACUGCCGCCCUGCUGGCCAUUUUAGCCUGUGUGGCCACUCUUUUGGCUGUCAGUGCUCUGUCUUUGUCUCUGCGCCGGCAGAAACGGGACUCGCUCUCGCCUUUAGAAGAGGAUGAUGUUAGAGAGAACAUCAUUACAUAUGACGAUGAAGGCGGUGGUGAGGCGGAUACGGCUGCGUUUGACAUCACAGCUCUUCAGAGCGCCCCGCACAGCACACGCAGAGGGUAUCGCACGCUGGACAGCAGGAACAUACGUUAUUCACAACACGUUCAGGAGAAGGCUCGAGCCUAUAGCAGCUGGGCUCAGGCUGGAGCUCUGGACCCUGGACAGUACGCCAGUCAAGGGGCUCCUCUAUAUGGCCGCUUUUGCUAUAGCAGCCACACCCUGCCAGUGCUUCGCCGCUCACAGGGCCCCUACGAGCCUGGUUUAACCGAACUGGCCUACCGCCUCCCUGGGAAUCAACCGGACCACUCUCUAGUCAUUCAAAACCAGGCGGCUGUAGUUGGCCCUCUGGAGCCGGGAGCCAUUUACAUGCCAACCACAGAGGCCGGUCUUGGUUCUAAAGAAGGGACAGCGUCUCAGGAUGGAGCAACCGCAUCUGACGGAGGAACGCCAAGGAAAAACGAGCCAAAGGACGCCGUAAGCAGUGAUGCCCAGCAGAGUCAGAGCCAAGGCCAGGAUCUGGAUUGGAAGAAUAAACUCAUCCUUACCUCCCGCUCUAACCCUCCUGCUCCUCCCCGUCCCCUACAGGUCCAGCCGGACACGGGUGCUCGCGACCGAGAGCUGGUUUUGACCCGUUCUGGCUCUAUCGCUGGGCCAGGCACAACCAGCGGGUGGGUAUGCGACUCCGCCACGCUCCCCCGAGCAGGACGCCACUCCUCACGGGGCAGUAUAUCCAUAAAUAGGAGCACCGCAGCACCUUCUGAGUCUAACCACAAUGGGGUGGCAGACACAGCUAACGGGAGCAACGAAAUGCAGUCUGUUAGUGCAAAUUACGCCACCAUCCUCCAGGGGGAGCAACAGAGAGACUACCCCGGAACUUUGGGACGGGGUGGGCUGGAGAUGGGCAGUGGGUUCGUGGUGGGUCGACCAGAGAGAGAAGCCAGCAUUCCACUAAGCACCGGGAUGUAUCCAGAGGGUGGCGGGUUCAUAGGAGACUGGCAUGAAAGGGUGGGGAUAACUGGGUAUCCGUUAGGAAGGAGGGAUAUGACGCCUCAGCUCCUUCCAUAUCCCGGUCAGGGCAGGGGGGCAUUUGGCAGCAUUUUAGGGUAUGGCGGAGCAUGGCCCCCACCACCUGAUGCAUCAGGAAGAGGGGCACCAGUCGGAGGAGCCCAAUCCCUUGCCCUGAGGGUUGGCGAGUUCCUACGUUUGCGAUUGGCGCAGGUGACCUUUGAUCCCUCCCAGCCACCAUACGACUCGGUGCAGGUGUAUGGGCUGGAGGGCACAGGCUCCCGCGCCGGGUCUCUCAGCUCCCUGGACAGCGAGGGUGGCAAAGAUGCCGAGAAGGACGUCUGGGGAGCAGGUCUAGAAGAUUGGGGCCCACAGUUCCAGAAAUUAGCCCAGCUUUUCAGAGAAAGGGAGAAGGAGAGCGGAGAAGAUAAAGAAGGAGAUGUGGAGGCCAGCAAAAAGCACAAGGAAAGCGACUGGGAAGAGAAGGACGAGCAGUCUGGAGACGAGGAGCAGGCCAAUGUCUGAGAGAAAGAGAAAGAGAGAUGGAGAAGGGCUGGGUGGGACAGUGAUUAAAAGGAAACAAGAGGCGGAAUAAUGAAAAGUGAAGGGUAAGGAGGGAGAGACGAAGAGGAAAGGUAAUAAGGGAAGACAAGGAAAAAUGAACAGAGAGAGCAGAGGCAGUGGAGAGAGUGAUUGAUGCAAUUUGAAGCAAUAAGUGCGGAAAAGCUGACGUGUGAGCACAGUGUUUCUUUAGCCAGCAUUUAACAUUCCGUGAGUGUGUUUGGCGGUGAGCGAAAAGCAAAGUUCACUGUAUACCAGAUCACAUUAAAUUACGACAGAGGAAGAGAGAAAUUUGAACUUUUGGAUAUUUGUGACGAGCUAGACAAUGGUGCCACGGGGGAGGAGUGAGAAACGCUAGGCCGGAAUAACACAGAUGAAAAGUUGCGGCAACACAUGAGGGAGUUGGGAAAUUAAUAUUUGUACAGAAAUUGUUUAUACAUUCACAAAAGCAAGAGAACUGAAUUAUUCAAAAGAAAGCACUGAAUAUUACAGUAAAGUCCUGAAUAAGUGUCUGCACAAAGAUUCUUGGUGUUUACACAUACACACAGACAAAACAAACACACAUCAAUUUUAAACCCUGCUUGGAAAUUCUGCUUCGUGGAUGUCUACUUGUCAGGGUUCAAAAUGACUCACAUUUUUUGCCAAGAACAGAUUGUAUACAAAGUUGUCCAAGAAAAAAAAAAA
Danio rerio (zebrafish) is the source of this 6337-nucleotide messenger RNA. The record is from RefSeq and is a predicted model, not a curated record. Lineage: Eukaryota; Metazoa; Chordata; Actinopteri; Cypriniformes; Danionidae.